AUGGAAACGAACUUGGAGACCAUUUUGGCAAAGUUGCUAGUUCCCGACAACUCUGUGAUCCAAGCAGCCACAACAGAGUUGAAACAAGCUGUGAAGAAUCCAGCUAUUGUCGAUGGUCUUGUAACGGUGUUAACGCAGUCCGAAGAUUCUAAGAUUCGUCAAUUGUCAGCAGUAUUGCUACGACAAAGGUUGAUGAAGAUGUGGCCACAUAUGGCAUCACCUCAAAAAACUAGCUUGAAACAAUUAUUUCUUCAACUGCUGGUGUUGGAGAAAGAGCAUAUUGUCAGGAAUUCAACAGUGCAGAUAGUGAGUGUGAUUGCAAGUUAUGAACUAGCUGAAAGUGGCUGGAAUGAGCUUUUUAUGUUCUUGAAUGAACAUUGUAAGAGUCAAGAUAUUAAACAGAGAGAAUUUGGCUUUUUCUUGCUGAGUGCAGUGACAGAUACUUCAGGAGAGCAACUGAAAUCAAACUUUCAGUCUUUGUUUCGUCUCUUCGGAGAUGCAUUGUGUGAUAGAGACAGCAGACUAGUCCCAUACUACACCAUCAAGUCUCUAACUCAUCUUGUCGAACACACUAGUGAUGAAGAAAUUAAACUAUUUCGGUCUCUUAUUCCUCAUGUAUUGCAAGUUAUUACUUUAUUUCUACAAGAGGACGAAGAUCAAGCUGUAGAAGCUAUGGAAAUAUUUGAUGAGCUAGUUGAAUGUGAUGUAUCUAUCAUCGUUCCUCACCUAAAAGAUGUACUGGAAUUUUGUCUUGAGGUUGCAGUGUCAACAUCUUUUUCAAACGUAACAAGAGUCAAAGCUCUGUCGUUUGUCAGCUGGUUGACUCGGCUGAAGAAGAAGGCGGUUCAAAAACAGAAAAUUUUGCCCAAACUGUUGAAUGUUAUAUUUUCAAUUAUGGCAUCAUCACCUGAAGCAGAAGAAGGAGAAGAUGAGACAGGAGAAGAUGCAGAGACUAGUCUGCCAUCUUCGUUUGCAUCUCAGGUACUCGAUACUUUGGCACUGUAUCUCCCACCAGAGGUGCUGUUUCCUCCAUUGAUGGAGCUUGUUGAGCCUGCAUCUCGGAGUUGCAAUCCGUAUGAACACAAAGCUGCUCUUGUUGCUCUGGCUGUACUAGCUGAAGGAUGUCGAGACUUCAUUAGACACAGAUAUUUGAAAGUAUUUUUGCAAGGCAUAUGUGAAGCUUUAUCUAAUCAAGAGAGGGUUGUUCGGAAUGCAGCUAUGUUUGCAUUAGGACAGUUUUCAGUGUAUAUGCAGCCUGACAUCAGCAACUACUGUGCUGAUAUCUUGCCACUAUUGUUUGAGAAUUUGUCAAAGAGUACAGCAGCUGCUAGUGAGGAUCAACUGGGACUGACUAAGACAUACUAUGCUUUAGAAAUGUUUUGUGAGAAUUUGGGGGACAAAUUGUUGCCUUAUCUUCCUGAGCUAAUGACACGUUUAUUUGCUGUUCUUGAAUUCUCCACGCAUAUCCAUGAGAGAGAAUUGGCUAUCAGUGCUAUUGGAGCCACAUCAAAUGCAGUAGGUGAAGGCAUGCAGCCUUACUUUCCAAGAGUAAUUGAAUAUCUUAGGGUUUAUUUAACGAAUCCUGCUUCUAAAGAAUUGCUAUUAUUACAAACACAAGCAUUAGACACACUGGGUGCGGUAGCAAGAACAGUUGGGAGAGUAGUGUUUCUACCUCUAGCAGAAGAGUGUAUUCAAUUGGGAUUGUCACUAAUUGGUCAAGUUAAGGAUCCUGAUCUUAGGAGAUGUGUCUAUGGUUUAUUUGCUUCUGUUUCUACUGUCUCUGAAGAGCCAAUUACUCCACAUCUUGCAACUAUUGUAAAGCUAAUGCUUGACUCGUUGAGGUCAAACGAAGGUGUGGUGACACAUUAUGCUGACAGUGGUGGACUCUCCUUCAAACUGGAUGAUGAUGAUGAUGAUGAUGAAGAUGAUUCUGAAGAGGAUGUUGUUGGACACUCAGUGGAAAAUGCUUACGUGGAAGAGAAAGAAGAUACUUGCAAUGCACUAGGAGAGAUAGCAGCCAGUGUUGGAUCUUUGUUUGUUCCAUUCCUGAAAGAAGUGUAUACUGAGGUUUUUGAGUUGAUUGAAUAUCCAACAUCUAAUGUUCGUAAGGCUGCUGUGACAAAUGUAUCUAGAUUGUGCUGCUCAUUUCACAAAUGUCUUGUAACUUCAGGUGCUACAGACUUGUCUGAUCUUCAGCAGCUGGUAGAGCCAUCUGUAGUAGCAUUAAUGGACAAAGUUCGACAGGACAAGGAUCGUGGUGUGGUGAUGGCAUCAUUGGAGGCGAUGACUGAUUUACUGAAAGAAGUUAAAGGAACUGUUAUACAUGGUGAUGGAAGCCUAGAUGCUAUUGUGAUGGGAGCGAGACAUGUGUUUGAACUGAAGACUGCUUGUCAGGAUACUGGAUCUGAUGAAGAAUCUGAAGACGAAUUGCUAACAGAAGAUAACCAGGCUGAAUAUGAUGGUGUAGUUAUUGAAUUGGCUGGUGAACUGCUACCUGCACUAGCAUCAGCCCUGGGUGGAGAAGCGUUUGCUCCCUAUUUUGCUGGCUUCCUUCCUUUGCUGUUGGCAAGAAAUAAAAAAUCAAGCUCUGUAGCUGAAAGAUCUUUUGCAAUUGGUACAAUUUCUGAGCUAAUUCAAAGUGUUGGCACUGCUGUCGUUCCAUUUGUUAGACAUUUGCUGCCUAUAUUUGUUAAUUCGAUCAACGAUACUGAUGAUGAAGUUCGAAGCAAUGCUGUGUUUGGAAUGGGACUUUUGGCUGCAUAUGGUGGUAAAGAAAUAGUGCGGCAUUGAUGACUGUAGUGUAUAACACAUCACAAGCUCCUCGAAUUGUGGACAAUGUGUGUG
This is a messenger RNA of Corticium candelabrum, 2844 nucleotides long. Its product is annotated as importin-4-like. Gene Ontology annotation, biological process: protein import into nucleus. NCBI's taxonomy places the organism in Eukaryota, Metazoa, Porifera, Homoscleromorpha, Homosclerophorida, Plakinidae. The transcript has 35 exons. The record is from RefSeq and is a predicted model, not a curated record. Gene Ontology annotation, cellular component: nucleus; cytoplasm. The coding region runs from base 1 to 2790 and encodes 929 amino acids. Gene Ontology annotation, molecular function: small GTPase binding; nuclear import signal receptor activity.